Molecule: messenger RNA, 1338 nt
Organism: Protobothrops mucrosquamatus (brown spotted pit viper)
Lineage: Eukaryota; Metazoa; Chordata; Lepidosauria; Squamata; Viperidae
Gene: SLC25A53
Product: solute carrier family 25 member 53
Exons: 1
Coding region: 1-858 (285 amino acids)
Source: RefSeq, a predicted model, not a curated record
AUGGAGGAGGAGACAGAGAGGGGUCAGAGGCAAAGGGGCUGCGGGAGUUAUUUUGUGGGCGCUGCCUCCAGCAGUCUCUCCACCCUGGCAACCUUCCCCAUUUACAAGACCAUCUUCCGCCAGCAACUGCAUGCUUUCUGCAUCACUGAAGCGGUGCGCCAGCUGUGCCACGAAGGUUUCUGCCAAAUCUAUCGUGGUGUCUUUCCACCACUCAUGGCCAAGACGCUGCAAGGAACAUUGAUGUUUGGCACCUACAACAGCUUCUAUGGCUUCCUCUCGAAUCAGCCACAGGGGUCCUUUUCCCGCAGAGCCACAGCUGGGCUGUUUUCUGGCUUCUUGGAAGCCUUGGUUUUCUGUCCCUUCGAGAGGGUUCAGAAUGUACUCCAGGAUGGGAGGAAGGUCCAGAGAUUCCCCACCACCUGUCACAUCCUGACCACCUUCCGUUCCUACCCCCUCGGGGAGAGCUUUAGCCUGGGCUUCUACCGAGGCCUCGGACUCAUCCUGAUCCGCAAUGGGCUGGGGAGCUCCCUCUAUUUUGCCUUGGAGGAGCCUCUCCGUAGCAGCUUCUCCACACAGAGCUUGCCUGUUGGAAUCCCAGCCUUUCUGUCGGGCAGUAUUAGUGGCACUGUGGUGUGCCUGCUGCUCUACCCCCUUGGCAUUCUCAUUGCCAAUAUGCAGUCCCAAGUGGGAAGGCAGGAAACCCUCAGCCUCUUGGCCACGAUGGCUGAGGUCUGGCAGGCCCGGGGAAGGAAAGCUUGGCUGCUGUACAGGGGCGGCUCUCUCCUCAUUCUCCGCUCAAGCCUUACCUGGGGACUCACAACUGCCAUCUACCAGUUCUUGUCCAAGGCCACAAGCUAAGGACUGAUUCUGAAGGGGGGCUAGGGCUUUCAGUGUCUGUAGAGCAAUCUGCAAACAUGGUGUAAAUGGAGACAAUGACAACAAGAAGGAAAGGAGAAUUGCCCCACACACCUGCAGGGGAACUGAACAUUAUCUGGCUGGAGAGAGAGAAGUACAGAGCAAACUCAGAGUUGGGGGAUGUGGUUCACUUGGACACUUUGUAGAGAUCUGAAGUUUGCAAGCACAUCUGGACUAACUUGAUUCCAUUGGAGCGCCAGAAAGCUCCGCUUUGCCCUCAACUGGAUUACACAGUGGGCCAGCAGAAAACAUCUUUUACUUUCCUGCAGGGCCUGGGGAAGGGGGAGGAGAAAUCAUGAUUUCUGGCCUUGCAUGUUGGACCCUUAAGUUACAAGCCAGACAUCCCAGCAGAAUUAAGCCCCAAUAAAUACACUGGGGUGCAUUAUUUGUAACCUAAUGCUGAUUUGUGAAUUAAGCUUGGGC